Messenger RNA from Octopus sinensis (East Asian common octopus), 4472 nucleotides. Its product is annotated as piwi-like protein 1. Gene Ontology annotation, cellular component: P granule. Gene Ontology annotation, molecular function: piRNA binding; protein binding. The transcript is spliced from 21 exons. The record is from RefSeq and is a predicted model, not a curated record. NCBI's taxonomy places the organism in Eukaryota, Metazoa, Mollusca, Cephalopoda, Octopoda, Octopodidae. Gene Ontology annotation, biological process: regulatory ncRNA-mediated gene silencing. The coding region runs from base 87 to 2759 and encodes 890 amino acids.
CAGAGUUACGGCCCUUAUUUCUUCAGCUCAGGCUUCUCGAAUUAUUUACGUUGAACCGUCACUGUGUAACAACGACCGAGAACAAAAUGGAGAAUUUUGCACGAGGUGGUCGGGGUGCCACCUUGCUACAAGCCCUAAAAAAGAAGCAAGAAAUGCAAAAAUCUGCUGAAUUAUCCCGUUUUGGACGUGGCCUUGCCUUAACACGGGCAAUGGAAGCCUGUACAAUGAAAGAACAGUCAGAUUCUGAGAGUCCACUUCCAGAACCUCUCUUGCCUACUACUGUGUCCAUAGGUCGUGGAUUGGCAGCAAUGCAGGCUUUGACUAAUGCUGCCAAAAAGCAACCCAGUGAAAGAACUUUGGAUUCCUCUUUGCCAUCAAAUGCUCCAGCUGUUGGUAAAAAUAACUCGCAAGAUCUCUCAAAACAAAGCAGUGUUUCAGUUGAAGACCUCUAUUCUUCAAAGAACGACCAUUCUGAAUCACAUCGAGGCACCAAUGGUAAAAAGAUACCACUGUCUGCUAAUUAUAUAAGAAUUAAGACUAGAAAUGAAGGAGUGUUCCAGUAUCAUGUGUCAUUUAACCCUGAAAUCGACAGCAAAAGUGUUCGCUACAAGAUGUUGUAUGAACAUGUUGAUGUAACAGGCAAAACUCGAGCUUUUGAUGGCGCAAUACUUUACCUUCCAAUUAAGUUACCAAAUCAAGAAACAGUGUUGACAUCAACACGUCUGUCUGAUGGAGAGAAAAUUACCCUCACUAUCAAACUGGUUAAAGUCUUGAAAUCUGAAUGUUGUAUACCGUUAUACAAUAUCAUGUUCCGUCGUGUGAUGAGUAUACUGCAAAUGAAGCAAGUUGGGCGCUACUACUACAACCCAAACACACCAACUUCUGUACCACAACAUAAAUUAGAAAUUUGGCCUGGUUAUAUUACUGCGAUCAAAGAACACGAAGGUGGUCUCCUGUUAAUGGCAGAUGCUUCUCAUAAAGUGCUCCGCAAAGAGACAGUUCUUGAUGUAUUGGUUUCUUUGGUGCGACAAGAUGCUGCUCGUUUCAGAGACAAUGCCAUGCGAACAAUAGUUGGGUCAGUGGUGCUUACCCGCUAUAACAACAAGACAUAUAGAGUUGAUGAUAUUGCAUGGGAUAUGAGUCCAAACAACAAAUUCGUUUCUUCAGGUUCAAAAGAAAGCAUUUCUUUUAUAGAGUAUUACAGAAAGCAGUACAACCGAGAAAUUAGUGACACAAACCAGCCACUUCUCAUACAUAAACCAAAGAGAAAAGCUUUACAACAUGGGGAUAGUCCUGUAAAGAGUGAAUUAAUCUGUCUUAUCCCAGAGUUCUGUUAUAUGACAGGUUUAACUGAUGACAUGCGGUCUGACUUCAGGGUCAUGAAAGACAUUGCAGCUCACACACGAGUGACACCAAUGCAGAGACAGCUAACUUUGAACCGGUUUGUUGACGCUAUCAAAUCUAAUGAAGAUGCAAUGCAACAACUGACUAACUGGGGUCUUUAUUUUGAAGAUGCUAGUAUUCAGAUUGAAGGAAGAUAUUUCCCACCAGAGAGGAUAAUCAUGAGGGAAAAAGAUUUCAAUGCCUCUGAAGAAGCUGAUUGGGGACGUGAUCUGAGCCGUGCAGCUGUCAUAACCCCAGUGCCUUUGCAGAACUGGGUAGUGAUAACUUGUAAACAAGACAUUGGAAAGUCGAAAGACUACAUAUCUAUGAUGAUGAAGGUGACAGGACCGAUGGGAAUUGAUGUUUCCCAACCCAAGUUGAUUGAGACCAGAGACCAGCGUACAGAGACACUGAUUCGUCUUUUAAGAGAAACUAUCCAUAAGAAUCUUCAACUUGUUGUCAUUAUUUUCCCAACAAGCCGUGAUGACAAAUACAGCGCAGUUAAAAAGUUAUGCUGUGUUGAGUGUCCUGUCCCAUCACAGGUCAUUAUUGCCAGGACUAUCAGUCAACAGCAGAAGCUACGCAGUGUUACCCAAAAAAUUGCUCUUCAGAUCAACUGUAAAUUAGGAGGAGAUUUGUGGGCUUUGAGCAUUCCUUUGAGUGGUAUAAUGGUUAUAGGUAUUGAUGUGUACCAUGAUUCUUCGAAAGGUCAUCGAUCAAUCGGUGCAUUUGUAGCCAGUACUAACAACAAUUUGACUCGGUGGUUCAGUAGAGUCUGCUUUCAGCAACCCAACCAGGAGUUGAUUGAUGGUCUCAAAACCUGCCUAAUUGGAGCUCUCAAGAAAUAUCACGAGAUGAAUCACAUUUUGCCUAAGCGUAUUGUUGUAUUUAGAGAUGGCGUUUCUGACAGCCAGUUAUCAGUUGUGUCUGGUUACGAGGUUGAGCAACUUUCCAAGUGUUUCCAGCAUUUUGGUGAUACCUACAGUCCUUUACUCUCAGUUAUAAUUGUACAGAAAAGAGUUAACACAAGGAUAUAUAUAAAUCAGAGAAAUCAAGUAGAUAAUCCAGCUCCUGGAACCAUUGUAGAUCAUAGCAUUACAAGGAAGAAUUGGUAUGACUUCUUCCUGGUGAGCCAGCAUGUACGGCAAGGAACUGUCACUCCCACACAUUACAUUGUUGUCCAUGACACGUCUGCAAUGAAAGUAGACCAUGUUCAGAGAUUAACAUACAAAAUGACACACUUAUAUUAUAAUUGGCCUGGAACAAUCAGAGUACCAGCUCCAUGUCAGUAUGCUCAUAAAUUGGCUUACCUUGUUGGCCAGAACAUUCAUAAAGAGCCAUCUCACAGUCUGGCAGAUAGACUCUAUUUUUUGUAAAAAGCCAUCAUUCAGCAAAUGACACACACAAGGUUUGUCUCCAGCCAUGGAUCCUGUUUUGGAGUUGUUUUUUUUUUUUACUAGUCUCAUGUUUGUGCUUUUAAUGUCUGAUAUCAUCUUGAGAGCAUUUUCAUCAAAGAAUGUCUUCAGCUACAGAAAGUCAACAGCUGCAGAAUUUUAGAACCUUUACCAAUUUUUUUUUUUUUAUUACCAUUUAAAAGCAGUUGUCUUUAUUUUUACAAUGGUAGCCAAGGGGUUUGUACAAAAUCUUUUGGCUAUUGUAAAAGACUGUUUGUAAAAUCUUGGACAUUAUUUUCUUCAUAUAUUUUGCUAAUGCCAAUGCAUUUUAGCUGACCAAAGAAUAUUGGGACAAUGUAAAGAGUUAAAGAGACUUUUAAAAAAAUGAAAGAAGGCUGUAUUUUAUUUACAGGAAUGCUUCAUUUGGGAAGGCUGGAAACAAACUCCAUUAAUCGAGUUUGGACUUAUUUUGUUCUUCAUCCAUUCCUCAGGUAUCCCCAAAACACAGGACUUGACUGGCAUUGUCUUAGGGCAUGAUUAAAGCUAUUAUAUUUUUAUGAUUCUGUUUUCUUAUUUCGUAAUUAGAAGUAGUUUUAAUAUAUUUUGUGUUUGUUUAGAUCAUCUUUUAUUUUAUAGAGAUGUAAAGUUUGUGUUGGCAUUUGAUAAGGACAAGUGGUAAAGUUAAAACCCAACAUAUUUAGGCUAGUUUUAAGCAUCUCCUGUCAAGCUGUCUAUAUUUCUUUUCUCUCUAUAUAUGUUUUCUUAUCCAACUUUCCCUCUUUUUCUGUUUUCCUCUCUGACUUUCUCUUUAUUCUCUAUAUGCUAUCUCUCUUUUUCUCUCUCUAUCUGUCUUGUGCUUUUCCUUUAUGCAUGUCUGUCCUUUUUUUCUCAAUAUCUGCCUCACAUUUUUCUUUCUAUAUGUCUUUGUUUUUUUAUAUUUCUCUAUGUCACUCUGUCCCUUUUUUUCUAGAUUUCUCUCUAUUUGUCUGUCCCCCCUUUUUUUUUGUGUCUGUAUUUUUCUUUCUUUCUAUAUCUGUCUGUCUGUCACACACACACAUAUACUUACAUUUCCACUUUAUGAAUAUAGCAUUUAAAUAGAUAUUGUGGCCAACUUUUAAUUGAAAGUUAAAGUUAAGAAAUAUUAGCGUAAAAUUUGAAUGAAACAUUGAAGAAACAAUUUUUUUUAAUUAUGCAAGGCAUAAUUAUUUAAUAAACUUUCAGCAUUUCACCAGAUUAAACUAUUUUAGUAAAAUUUCUGAUUCAUUGGCAAUCCAGUUCUUAAUGCCAAAUGUUCAGAAUGUAAAUGGUAAAAGCUAAUUAAAUUGACUGCAUAAAAGUAGUGGACUGAGCAAAGUUGAACCGUAUCCAUCUUUCAAGGUAUUAUUUCUAAUCUAGGCUCAAGUAUUCAUUUUUAGGAGGAGGCAGAAGAGGAGGGCUAUAAUCAAUUUAAUCGAUCACCCCCACCACCCCUCAUCUCUUCAUCUUCAAUAUUUGACUGAUUCUUAUUUUAUUAACUUUGGAAGGAUGAAAGGCAAAGUUGGUCCCUAACUUCCCACCUCUGUAGGGUUUAACCUCUUUAAUUUCUCAUUUUAGCAUUUAAUUGACUAAAUCCAGUUACGAUAGCAAUGAGGUUACAAAGUUACAUUUUUAGCAAGUAAAAAAAAAAAAAACCUCCCUAUCAUAUUCCACAGACCA